Pocillopora meandrina is the source of this 5985-nucleotide messenger RNA. The record is from the annotation of a GenBank genome assembly. Lineage: Eukaryota; Metazoa; Cnidaria; Anthozoa; Scleractinia; Pocilloporidae.
AUGUCAGCAGCUCCAAAUGGAAAUGAAAAUUCUCCGUUAAUUCCAAAGGAACCAGAUGAACCACAUUCCACACCUGGUAGGGUGACAAGUACGGGUACCAAUUCAUCUGACUCCAAUAGUGCCUUGAGUCAACGACAGAGGGUCCAGAAUGCAGUGUGUAUUCUUGUCACAGAGUUAUGUGAGCGCAUGACCUUCUAUGGAGCAUCUGCAAAUCUAGUUUUAUUUUCCAAGAAUGUGUUAAAGCUACAGUCACCUUGGCCAUCAACAAUCACUCUUUUGUUCACAGGUUUGUUUGUAGAGUUAUCCUAACAUUCUUAUGUGUUAAUUCUCCUCUCUGGCUGCUACAAGUUUCCUUGUAAAUCAGUUAUAGGAAUUUGGUGUUGGAUCAAGAUAACAACUUCUACCUGAUGAGUUUGGGUAAACUCAUUACCUCUUUGCUGGAUAAUGUCAGGAUAUUAUAAGGAGAAGUUUCAUGUUAAUUAAUUGUUGGAUCAUGCUCCUAAAAGAAUGAAGCUACAUUGUACAUUUAAGUAUUGAUUACAACUGUUUCAAGAAAUGCUAUUGAAAAAAAGUGUAAAAGUGCGUGCAACAACCUUGAAUGCUAAUGUAGGUAGUUUUCAGGUGCUUGACCUUGCAGGAUUUCAGGAAAAUCUGAGAACACCUGACACUUUUAGGAUGAGGCAUAGCAGGGUUGAUUAAUUUAUACAUUCAUUUGACAUAUUAAAAUUUAUUGAUUAUGGGAUGCCCACAUUACCUUUCAAGAUGGUCACAAGCACUUUUGACCUCUUUUUUGGACAACCUAAAUCUUGAAAUAGCUGUAUACACUUGUUGAGACAAAUUGUAGAAAUGUUUCAAAAUAUAUGGAAAAUACUUUUUUGUUCCCCUAUAUUGUUCCUGGGCUCUUGUUAGUAAGACAAUAUCAACUAUUGUAUUGCCUCUCGUUGCAUCAUGCAUGUAAGAUGUUUUAAGGAAAAUAAUAGUCUCAAUACUUUAACUCUGAAGAUCUGAUUGUUCAUUGUCCCCUAUAGCUGAUAAACAGUUUCUUGUAAAUUAAAUAGAAAAUUUGAUGUUACAUCAAGAUAACAACUUUUACCUGAUGAGUUUGAGUAUUCUCAUCACCUGUUUACUGGAUAAUGUAUGCAUAUUAUGGGGAGAAGUUACAUGUUAAUCUCUUUUGGGAGUUAAAGGCAAGUAGCCCCUACAUUCCAAUGCUUGUGCCAGGUACACAAUUCAGAACAUUCACCUGCUAAAUGCCAUUUGAAAUACAAGUAAGCUAAACUAAAAGUUUUAACCAUCAAACAACAACACUACUUUUACUUCAGGGCUCAAGCCAACAAUAGAAAUGAAUAAUUGCAAAAGUUAUGACAUGUAGCACAGUGUUAACCCUUAAACUCUUGAGAAUGAUAAGCAUCUAAUUUCUUCCAUCAGUAUCACCCUUGAGUCAAGUGUUAAGGUCAUGAGAAUAAAGGAAAUGAUCACAAGGUGAAGAAACUUGAUUAUGAAACAUAUUCUCCAUGCACGUACCAUAUGAAAUGUAUAGAAAACAGCAUGGUUCAGCUUGCAAACUGAUGUAAAGGUAGUGUAAAGGUUUGAAAAACAGGAUUAUCCAUGAGCUGAGCUGUUCAACUGUAUUAAAAUUUAAUUUCUUUUUUCCUUUUUUUUUUCCCCAUAGGAACAUGUUUUCUCAGCCCUUUACUUGGUGGGUGGUUAGCCGAUUCUUACCUUAGUCAGUAUAACACCAUAUAUGGAAGCUCUUUGCUCUAUUUUGUGGGAGUUGUGCUUCUAGCCACAGUAUCAACUUCUGAUAAUUUGUUGAAAAGCAUAUUUAAUGCAUCGGGAAGAGUGGUGUUCUUUAUCCUGGCCCUUGUGUUGAUAGCAUUUAGUGCAGGAGGAAUCAAAGCCAAUGUGUCGCCCUUUGGAGCAGAUCAGUUGAAACAGGAUGGUCCAAGAGCUCUUCAGACCUUUUUCAACUACUUUUACUGGUUCAUUAACAUUGGAGCCUUCCUAGCUUUUACUGUGGUGGUUGCAGUCCAGCAAAAAGACAUUUUCUCUGGUUAUGCCAUUGUAGUGGGUUCUAUGUUGCUUGGAAUCAUUGUAUUUCUCACCUGUCGCAAUAGGUACUUGGUCAAGCCACCAGGUGGUAGCCAACUAACUGAAACUGCAAAAAUAAUUCACAAUGCCAUAAAAAAUCGGAAACAAAACACUGGUGGCUGGAUGGAUGGAGCAAAGAGCAGAUUUGGAGGAAAGUUUGGUGAUGAUCAGGUUGAAGAUGUCAAGGCUGUGUUAAGACUACUUCCUGUGUUCAUCACUUUCAUCUUCUAUUUUUCAGUUUACUCCCAGGUAAGCUUUGUCACCAUGAAAUCAUAACAGUUAUAAAUGAAGGAAUGUUUUUGUUUGUAAUGAAUUGAGAAAAAAUUAAGGAAAAAUGGGGUAACCAGUCAACUCGCCGACGGACCAACUCGCCGACGCCAACUCGCCGACGUAUAAAAUCGAGUAGAGACGUCGGCGAGUUGGUCGUCAGUCCAAUACAACUCAUUAGAAGUUAAACAUACAGAAAAUUAAACGAUAUUUAGUAAAAAAACACAGGUGAACAUAUGUGAACAUCUAACAGAAGCUUAAACAUUGAUGAACAUUGAUGAACAUCACCAAUGACUAUAACAGCUUAAGACGAGAACGAGUUAUUGUGCGACAACAACACCGUAAAGACUCAUCAUGUCAAUCGCUCAGAUUUUUUAACGAAAACUUGGCUUUCUAGACAAGAUCUUUAGUAAAAAGCAUUUCUUUUUAUUUGCAACAAAGUUUGUAAGGAUCUCAAGGCGAAUAAAGGGAAGUAAACAUCACCAAUGACUCAAACAGCUUCAAACGCGAACGAGUUAUUGUGUGACAACAACACUGUAAAGACUCAUCAUGACAAUCGGUCAGAUUUUUUAAGAAAACUUGGCUUUCUAGAUAAGAUCUUUAGUAAAAAGCAAUUCUUUUUAUUUGCAACAAAGUUUACAAGGAUCUCAAGGCGAAUAAAGUAAAGUAAACAUCACAAUGACUCUAACAGCUUCAAACGCGAACGAGUUACUGUGUGACAACAACACUGUAAAGACUCAUCAUGACAAUCGGUCUGAUUUUUUAAGAAAACUUGGCUUUCUAGAUAAGAUCUUUAGUAAAAAGCAAUUCUUUUUAUUUGCAACAAAGUUUAUAAGGAUCUCAAGGCGAAUAAAGUAAAGUAAACAUCGCCAAUGACUACAUCCGCUUCAGACGCGAACGAGUGAUUGUGAAGCUGUUAUAGUCAUUGGUGAUGUUCACCAAUGUUCACCAAUGUUUAAGCUUCUGUUAGAUGUUCACCAAUGUUCACCAGUGUUUUUUUUACUAAAUAUCGUUUAAUUUUCUGUAUGUUUAACUUCUCAUAAGUUGUAUUGGAUUGACGACCAACUCGCCGACGUCUCUACUCGAUUUUAUACGUCGGCGAGUUGGCGUCGGCGAGUUGGCGUCGGCGAGUUGGUCCGUCGGCGAGUUGACCGUAAUUCAAAAAUGGCAAUUCCAUGCUAUUUGUUGAUGUUGCGAUUGUUUUUUCAUUACAAGUCAUUGGAUUUAACAUAAUUUAAUUUUCUGUAACAAUAAUAAAAUGUCUUAACUGACCAUACAAUCUACUAAACUGAGCAUCCUAUAUGGUACUUCAAAAAUUCUGAUUCACUUUCUGCAGCUUCUCUAGUGUUAAGAAGAAGAGAAGAGGAUCACAACCAAGAUGUGAAUUGUUAGAAGAAAUUGAAACUUAAGGCAAUAUUAGCUUGAAACUUUUUCUUUUCUUUUCUUUCAGAUGUCCACGUCAUUUCUCAUUCAAGGUACAUACAUGAAGCUAAAUUUUGAUGGCUUUUCUGUGCCAGCAGCAUCUUUGUCAUUGUUUGAUAUAGUUAUUAUUCUGGUGCUUGUUCCCCUCAUGGACCAUGCAAUUUAUCCUCUUAUUGAGCGCAGCGGGAUUAAGUUGACAUCCUUGCGGCGCAUUGGUGUAGGGUUCAUGUUAUCAGCAGCUUCUAUGCUUGUAGCUGGGCUGAUUGAAAUAAAACGACGGACAGUGUGGCAACAUGGGGAUAUUUGCAUGCAGACGGUUUUUAAUGAGAGUCACAGUGCCUCAUGUUUUAGUAUUUUCUGGCAAGCACCACAGUUCUUAUUGGUUGGAUCUAGUGAAGUGUUUGCAACCAUUAGUGGUAAGUGAAUUUCACUGAUGUUUUUCUUAAGCAAUUGUCAAGUGGAUGUUGAAAGUAAUCUGGGAUGGCUUCAGUUUUACUUAACUUUGCUCUGUCUGAUUGGUCCAGGCAUCAUGUGUCAUCCUCUCAACCAAUCAGAUGCAAAACAAUAAAAACAAUCACGACUUAACCAUUCACAUUUUUCCAUGCUUCAAGUAGUUUGCUUGUCACUUUGAGUUCUUAUUGGUGAAUGAUAAUUUGUUCUGAUUGAUCACUGGGAUAAGUUUUGUUUUGGAUUUCUUGACACUACUGCCUUAAGCCCUUGAAAAUGUUAACCUAGCCUCCUUCUCUUCAUUAUGAUUUGACCAUUUUAUGCAAUGUUUCAGGAGACACGAUGGGUAAGGGAAGGAGUAAGACAUGGUUACUAAUAGUCAGUUCAGGAACCUUUUUAAGAAAAAAUUGUCUCACCUGUGUAUUUCAUCCCCAGCCUUCUCUACAUGAGAAAUUUCCAUGUUUUUCCAUGAGGGGAAUUUGUAGAAAUCCACAGUGAUAUAUUUUUUUUCUGUCUCUUUGUAUCUGCAGGUCUAGAAUUUGCAUAUUCACAGGCUCCUGAAUACCUUAAAGGAGUGAUCAUGGCCCUUUUUCUAUCAGCCUCUGGCAUAGGAAGCUAUAUUGCAAACUUUGUAGUUGCUAUUGUCAGCAGCGAUUGGUACCCUGAGAAGGAUCCCAAUCAAGGUCAUAUGGAGUACUUCUUCUUCAUGAUGGCUGGUUUGAUGACACUUAAUUUCUUGUUGUUUCUGUUAAUUGCAUCCUCCUACAAAUACAAGGAAUCAUCCUCACAAAGUGAAGAUACUGAGGAGGACCAGGAUGCCCAUGAACUGACUAUUAGUGUUUCAUCUGUGCAUGGCUGAGUAACAUGUGUCAAUUUGCUACUGAAUGUGCAAAAACUGUGGUGUGCACCUGUCAUGUAGGAAGUCUUUAGUGCAUGGUCUUUGAGACAAUGCUGGCAAUCAAAGUGAAGGGAGUAGUUCAAGUUCAAGUGUGAAUCAUCUAAAAGCAUACAGGAACUAACAAAAAAAGGAAUCUCUAUUUUUUUCAGUAUGUGUUCUGACCAUAAUCAAGGUACAAAAGUUCAAGGAGUUUGGAUUCUAUUGCCAGGAGAGAAUGUGAAAAGCAGAUCCAAACUCUGUGGGAGUGAGUGGUGGAAAAAAAAUUAAUGUUAAAAAAAAAAGGAGACAAAAAAGUUGCAAAAUAAAUAAACUAUUUGGCAAGUUUUUACCAUUCAAGAAUUCUACAAUUUAUAUUACUACAUACCACACAUGAAAAUCAUGCUUCUAGUGUGCACUGAUUGGUUAAUGUGGAAGUGGAUAGCACGUGCUAGGCAGCUGAUGAGACAAAAUCGCACAUCACAAGUUUAAUUUCCAACUAUUUUUCUGUAAAUUUAAAGAAUUUAAAUUAUUUUUUGGUAUCUGUGUGGCAUAUACUAGAACACUAACUUGGCAAAAUUUCUGCACAGCCCCAUACUUCAUUAUGCAUCCAUAUAUGGGGCAUAUAUUUAUUAUUCAGUCGGCUGUGUGGAAAUUUUGUUGGUAAACAUUGUGGAUAUUUACCUUAUUCACCAUUAUUCACCUCCAUUUUGGUGAAUAAUUAUUGUUAAUUAUAUCAGUUUCUGGACAAUUUUAGUUAUUAAGCUUGCAUGUUACUGUAGGUUGACUAAAAAUAUCUGAGAGCAAAUAUUUUGAUUUUGUGUUUGUUGGCCUUAUAAAUGAGAGAACUUGAGUACUCUACUCCUUUCACAUAAUCUGCCACC